AUGGAAAAAGCCAAUCAGACCUCCCCUGUGAUGGGGUUCAUUCUCCUGGGGCUCUCUGACCACCCAAAGCUGGAGAAAAUCUUCUUUGUGUUCAUCUUGCUAAUGUACCUGGUGAUCCUGCUGGGCAACGGGGUCCUCAUCCUGGUGACCAUCCUUGACUCCCACCUGCACACACCCAUGUACUUCUUCCUGGGGAACCUCUCCUUCCUGGACAUCUGCUACACAACCUCCUCAGCCCCACUUAUUCUUGACAGCUUCCUUCACCCUGGAGAAACCAUCUCUUUCUCAGCUUGCUUUGGGCAAAUGUCUGUCUCAUUUGCAAUGGGAACCACAGAAUGUGUGCUCCUGAGCAUGAUGGCGUUUGAUCGCUACGUGGCCAUCUGUAAUCCUCUUAGGUAUCCCAUGAUCAUGAACAAGGCUGCCUAUUGGCCCAUGGCUGCCAGCUCCUGGGCAGCUGGUCUAAUCAACACUGUGGUGCAGACAUCUCUGGCAGUGCGAUUGCCCUUCUGUGGGGACAAUGUCAUCAACCACUUUGCCUGUGAGAUCCUGGCUAUCCUGAAGUUGGCCUGUGCUGACAUCUCUAUCAAUGUGCUCACCAUCAGGAUAGCAACUAUGAGCUUUCUGGGCAUCCCAGUUCUGUUCGUCACUUUCUCUUACGUCUUCAUCAUCGCCACCAUCCUGAGGAUCCCCUCAGCUGAGGGGAAGAAAAAGGCCUUCUCCACCUGCUCUGCCCACCUCACAGUCGUGGUCAUCUUCUAUGGGACUAUUGUCUUCAUGUAUGCCAAACCCAAGUCCAAGGACCCCCUGGGGGCAGACAAGCAGGACCUUUCAGACAAGCUCAUCUCCCUCUUCUAUGGGGUAGUGACCCCCAUGCUGAACCCCAUCAUCUACAGCCUGAGGAACAAGGAUGUGAAAGCUGCUAUCAGAAGUCUGGUGACUCAGAAACACUUCAGCCAGUAA
This is a messenger RNA of Tupaia belangeri chinensis (Chinese tree shrew), 960 nucleotides long. Its product is annotated as olfactory receptor 13C7. The transcript has a single exon. The coding region runs from base 1 to 960 and encodes 319 amino acids. Gene Ontology annotation, molecular function: G protein-coupled receptor activity; olfactory receptor activity. Gene Ontology annotation, cellular component: membrane. NCBI's taxonomy places the organism in Eukaryota, Metazoa, Chordata, Mammalia, Scandentia, Tupaiidae. Gene Ontology annotation, biological process: G protein-coupled receptor signaling pathway. The record is from RefSeq and is a predicted model, not a curated record.